UAAUUUUUUGCGUAUUUGAACAUUAAUUAAUCGCUCGUUUAUUUAAACAUAAAUUGUUUUUCAGAGGCUCGUUUUGACGUUUUAGGUCACUGACAAAAUGCCAAUUAGAUAAUGUGUGUCUAAUUAUUAACUUGGAAAAUAUUUUUAUUGUUUGCUCUUUUUUUUUUCGUCCAAAUUCUAUCCUUCAUAGACGUAACUUGAAGUCUCUUUUAAUUUUACUAGUUUACAGACGACAGUUUGAAGAUCAAUACGGUUUUCAAGAAUUGUAUUUGUUUACAAUGAACUCCAAACCACAAGUGAACACACUUCUAAAGUAUAGGUUUGUUAAAAGAGGGACAACUUCGCCUGAGCCACAUAAAGAGGAUGGCAAUGGUACUGACAAAUUCAGUACAGUACAUGGAGAAAAUGGCCAAAGUGCUGCUGAUUCAGAAGAAAACAGUCAGACGACAAUCCCGGAGACUCCACUGGGCAGUGAACAGUCGAGCCCCGGGUCUCCGGUGUUCGGACCAAGGCCUAAAGUUAUUCGUCCACUCGUAUUGCAAGAUUCUGAAGAAUCUGUGAAGCCCACUGGGUCAUCUCCAUGGCUGUCCAAAGGCAAAGGAAAACAGAAUUUAGUCAAUGGAUCCAGUUCAAUUAAGUCCAGACUAAACAGAUUCCGCAGAGAGCCCCUCAGUAGCAGUAGUAUAAACAGCAGUGUUGAGAACAAUAUAGGGAAUAGUGAUUCGGAAUCGGAUUCGGAUGAUGAAUAUGACCAAGCUAAGUUUGACAGCAAGAUCAGCGACCUUAAGGUGCUGUAUCCUUCAAGGUCAAGGCUGGAGUUGGAGCAGGGUCUUGAGAUGUAUGGUGGAGACUUGGAUGCACUGGUCGCCACUAUGAUGAGUGGAUCCUUUGAUCGUGAGCUUAAAGCCUUCAAAAACAACAAGAAACGAAAGGCACCAAAUGGUCUAGACUCGGUAAAAGAUUCGGAGCGACAGUUCAAAAGAAUCCGCAAGUUUGUGUCUUCGAGUGAGGAGGAAGACGGUGUCGACAGUGUUGAAAACACAAACACUGACACACAGUCCACAGAGCUGGACAUGGAGACGAAGGAGGAACGAAUCAACUUCUUACAUGAUGCCUUUCCAGAUCACAAAACAGAGGAUCUUCUCCAAGCCCUGGAUGAGAAGAACUGGAACACGGAGGAGGCGGUGGUGCUGCUCACCGAGAAGAAGGCGCAGAAAGCAGACGUCAAAAAGAAGAAAGCUAAGAAGGAAAAAUACAAGGAUAUAGAUCUGUCGGAUGAAGAUGAAGACUAUGAAGACGAGUAUUACGACAGUGAAGACAGUUUUGAAGGAGAACAGAGUGGUACUCAGAUAACUGCGAUUCUGUCGUUCUUCGGGGAGGCCACUGUUGAGGAACUGAUGUCGGUUCCAGGCUGCUCCAGGAAGAAGGCGGAGUGCAUCAUGGCUUGCAGGCCGUUCGAAAACUGGGAUGGGCUGAUAAAGAAGUUUGAUUCGACGAAAUCGUUGUCGUCUAAUCUAAUCACCGGCUGCAAGGAUGCCAUCCAGUCUCGUAACCUGGUGAUAAAGCUGAUGAAACGGUGCCAGAGGAUCGCCGAAGAGAUGGAGACGGUCGUUUCUUCUAUCACAAACAGCACAAGCUCGCUGAACGCCUGCCAUAUCAACAAACAGCCAAGCCUGCUUAAUGCUGAGUUCACCAUGAAACCUUAUCAACUGAUUGGACUAAACUGGUUGAAGAUCAUGCACACUCAACAACUGAAUGGAAUUCUUGCAGAUGAAAUGGGCUUGGGGAAGACAAUCCAGGCUAUUGCAUUCCUUGCUCAUCUACUGGAAAACAAUGACACUGGACCACAUGUCAUCAUUGUUCCUUCUUCAACUAUAGAGAACUGGUUACGAGAGAUGAAGAAAUGGUGCCCCGCUCUCAAUGUGAUAGUGUACUAUGGUUCACCCGAUGAGCGACGCCUGGCCAGACAACGAAUCAUGUAUCAGAACUCGGUACAUUUCAACGUGGUCCUUACAACUUAUGCCAUUGCUACUGGAAGUGUUGAAGAUCGAGCUCUGUUCAAGAAGGCUCCCUUUCAUUACGCCAUUUUUGAUGAAGGACAUAUGCUGAAAAACAUGGCGUCUUUGAGAUUUCAGAAUCUGAUGAAGAUUUCAGCUGAGCGCCGUCUGCUCCUGACUGGAACGCCGCUGCAGAACAAUCUGUUGGAGUUGAUGUCCUUACUGGCGUUCGUGAUGCCCGACAUCUUCCAGGGCAAGACGGAACAUCUGAAGAGAAUCUUCACCAUGAUGAGUGCAAAACCUGGGGACCCACAGCUGGGCCGCUACGAAAAAGAGCGAAUAGCACAUGCCAAGCGAAUCAUGCAGCCGUUUGUUCUGAGAAGAUUGAAGUCUGAGGUAAUGGAGCAGCUUCCGAAGAAGGUGGAGAGGAUGGAGAGCGUGGUGAUGAUUCCCGCCCAGCAGGCGCUGUACGACUCGCUGUUGGUGAAGUUCUCCGAGCAGCUUGAGGAGAAUGGGAAUGAGAUGAAGACAGGCGGCAUGGCCAUGUUCAUGCAGCUCAGGAAGGUGGCCAACCACCCCCUGCUCAUACGGAACCUCUACACGGACCGCAAACUGACGGAAAUCUCCAAACUUAUUGCUAAAGAGCCAUCACACAGAGACCGAGGUGCACUGCCACAUCUUAUACAAGAGGACAUGGCUGUGUUGAAUGAUUUUGACAUCCAUAAGUUGUGUCAGUAUUACAAGAGAUAUGUUGGUAGCUACUGCCUGGAUCAGUCGCAUAUUAACGAGUCUGGAAAAUUCCGAGUGCUGGAUAAAAUAUUAAAAGAGAUGAAGGAGCGGGGCGACCGAGUUCUCCUGUUUAGCCAGUUCACGAUGAUGUUGGAUAUUUUGGAGCUGUAUCUUAAAGACCGAUCUCACCGCUAUCUUCGACUCGAUGGUUCCACACCUGUCAAUGAAAGACUCCAGUUGAUUGACGACUACAACAGUGACCCUGACCUGUUCAUCUUUCUGUUGUCGACUCGCGCCGGAGGUUUGGGAAUCAACCUGACGGCAGCCAACGUGGUGAUCCUGCAUGACAUCGACUUCAAUCCGUACAACGACAAACAGGCGGAGGACCGGUGUCACAGACUCGGCCAGACCAGACAGGUGUCGGUGAUCCGCUUUGUAACCAAGGAAACGGUGGAGGAGGCGAUGCACAGGUGUGCGAUGGAGAAGCUGAAGCUGGAGAAGGACGUCACCACCAAGGAUGAUGUUAAUGAUGCCGAAACCCCCAGUGAUGUUCUAACAUUGUUAAAAGAGGCGUUUGGCAAGAUCAAAACAAAUGCGACACAAUCUUGAUGAAAGUUUUUGUUUAGAAAAACAAACUCUGAAGUGUCUGGUGAUCUGUGUCGUGACUACUUGUGUAAAACUUGGUCACGGUCGUGUCAAGGACAGAUCAACUUCGUAAAGAUUUAAUGUGAUGGGUUGAAGGAGGAAAUCGAAGGAUUACAUAGCAGUGCCUACAGUCUUGGGAGAUUUCAAGUGAUCUUGUAAUGAACUGAAUAUUUGACACACUACCGAGUGCAAACCUCUGGGAAUUGCACGGACAAUUAUUUUGUUCACCCAUUGCUCGUACAAGUUGAGGAUGCAUCUAUAAAAGAGAAAACACCUAAAGUUUUCUCCAGUUUUGCCUAACCCAUUUUCCAUUCACAUAUUAAGUUUAGGACAGCAUUGAAAUAGGUUACAUUAAAAAAAAAAAAAAAAAAGGGUUACUAAAAUAUAUAUUUUGUCAUAACGUAUAAAUGGUUUUGACAAAUUAUUCAAUUCUCAGAGAUUCAAAGUGUCACAAAGUGGCCAACAUGUACAUUUUGCUGUUGGGAAUGUGCAACAAACACACUGUUAUAUUCCAGGGCUUCUAGAUUAUGGUAGCCCCACUCCCAUGGCUAGUGAUAUUCAAUGUCGGGCUAGUAAAUAACUACUAUUGCCAUGCCCGACAGCUAGUGAAAAAAAAAGAAAAAGGUAAAACAUUGCA
This is a messenger RNA of Gigantopelta aegis, 4008 nucleotides long. Its product is annotated as SWI/SNF-related matrix-associated actin-dependent regulator of chromatin subfamily A containing DEAD/H box 1-like. The coding region runs from base 279 to 3335 and encodes 1018 amino acids. The record is from RefSeq and is a predicted model, not a curated record. Gene Ontology annotation, molecular function: protein binding; DNA binding; chromatin binding. Lineage: Eukaryota; Metazoa; Mollusca; Gastropoda; Neomphalida; Peltospiridae. Gene Ontology annotation, cellular component: nucleus. The transcript has 21 exons.